CUAGUUUCUAGAGAAGACUUUGAAUUGGUGAAAAAUGCAACGUCGAUUCCCGUGAAUUCCCACUCAUACAAUAUACUAUACAUCCUUUCAAGUGUCUUGUGAGUACCUCAAUUGUUUUAUGCAUGCAUUAAACUACAAAUUAAUUAUGUCCUGCAAAGAUCGUCAACUGUGUUUAAGGGGGCCAAACUGCGUAAUCCUCUAAAAGCAACAGUGUUCCGGCGGUUUUUUCCCUUAGCCUUUAUUCUAUCUACAUUUCUCUUGUUAUCCUCUCGAAUGCUACAAUGCAGCUAAGUGUUUAUUUUUAUUUUUUAUUGUUUCAACUGUUGUUUGAGCAAAAACACCAUUUUUAUCUUUCUAGAUUUUCUAGAAACGAAUUUAUGUUUUUGGGGGGAAAUUUGUAUACCCCUUAUUUAUCUUUGUAUUUAACUGUGAAAAUUUGUGACUGACUUUCCAAAUUUCUGCUUUUUUGCUCCACAACUUUUUAAAUGUAAAAGAUAAUGCUACCACAUUUUUAGGGAAAAUUCUCAAUGCCAUGUAUAACACAAUGAACAACAAAACUUUUACAUAACAUAAAGACUUUGUAUCUUGAAUUUUUUUAAAUUUGAGAAUUUUUUUUUUUUAAACGAAGGCAGAAAAAUAUAUUUUUAUAGAGGGAAAAAAAAACAUUAAAAUGCUAGUGUUAGUUGCAGAUUUUAAAGAUAAAUUGUUAGUUCUGCAUACAUUGUUAAUGAUUACAUCCAAGAGUGCUGCAUUUUGUCGAACUCUUGACUUGUUUUAUUCCAAUAUAAACUAUUCCACUGCCACCAAAUCACGUUAAAUGUCAGGCUGUCACGUUAAAUGUCAGGCUUUCACGUUAAAUGUCAGGCUUUCACUUAAAAUUAAAAAAACAAAAAACUUGUAUUUUUUAAAAAAAAAAAAAAAAAAAAAAAAGAUUCUUAUUUACUUCAAUGUACGGAUUGUACGCCUUUAAGCCAAUUUCAGUUAUAUUAUAAUUGCCAUUAACAAAACGUUUAGAUGCUAUGCUUUAAAUUGUUGCUUGUAACAAUAAAUGUGUUAUAAAUAAAUACAUUUUUUUAAAAAGUAGAUUAUAAUCUCUAUUUUAUUGUUUUGCCGUACUUGUCAGACUAAGGUAAAGUUCAACUUCCGCUUUGGUAGAAACGAGUCAUCGACUGCAAAAUAAGAUUUUCUACUUCCUGAUUAUUAACCGUACGAAGGAUUUAGUCUUCCUGACAAUUUAAAGUGAUAUGGCAAAUAGAUUGCCGCCCGUUGUCAUCGACAAUGGCACAGGGUAAGUAUUGAUAUUGUUAAUUUUAAUUAUUUCAAUUACAUAUUUAUAAUUUAUUUAUGUUUAGUCUUUGUAAACACUAAAUAAUCCUCAGACCGGCGACGGAGUCGGAGGGGCGUAACUACACCACUCUCUACCGUCACUGUGACAUACUCUAAAAUUAAUUUAAACAUUUACUAUAGUUAUUAAAUCAUUAAUUUAGCAGUAUUCUGUGUAUUCCUAAUUUUAGUCAUUUAGUAGACCAGUGUUUCCCAAACUUAGAAAUUUUAGUAGAGGUUAGCCGACUCUGUGACUGUGGUCACUGUCAAUUGUGAAUUGUGGAUAGUUUUUUUGCAGGCACAAGGAACCAGUGCCAUAUUUAUUAAUUGCAUCUUCUUUUUAUUUCACCACAAAUAUUCAUUCUCUGCGGAUCGGCAUCGUAAGGCUCGAAAACCGUUGCCGGUCGGCACACAACUGAUACUGAUUAAGGGUAGACUAAUUAAUAAUACAUCACUAGAUAUAGCCAUAUAGCCCACCAAAUAUUGGCAACAGCAAUGCAUGAACUUUCCAUCUACUAAAGUUACUUGACAAAACAUGAACUCAAGUAACGCACAUUUAAGAAUCCCAAUUUUUAUUAUACACUUUCCCUCCAUGACACGUCACUGCACACUGUUUUUUUCACGCCCAUGAACUCAUGAACUAUGUUAAAUAUUCUAUGUCCCAGCCACUUUUAAACCGCAUAUUUUUACACCAUACUUAAACUGAGACGAUAUAAUUUUCUGAAAAGAAAACAUUAACUACCAAGCGCAGUUGCGUUAUUAAAAAAAUGUGUAUCAUUUAGCGUAAUUAUCGGGAAUUAUAUUUUGCGCGCUAUGGAACUCAUCAUUGGACCAUACAUUCUUUCAAACAUAUAAAAUUAUUUGUAAUAUACUCUCAAUACCAAAUACGCUAAAUAGGAAGCAGCCAGAAAUGGAAGCAGUCCACGAGUCACACCAGAAGCCAUAUAUAUAUUAGAGAUUAUGCAUGAUCAAAUUAGGCCUGAGCCUAAUCAGACCUAAUAAUAAUAUUAAUAAUAAUUUAAUAAUAACUAACACUGAGUAACAACCUAACUCAGAGGUGGGGAAACCUGCUCUGUUAGUUAUACGCUAAAGUGUAACUUUGCAUUUUAAUGUCAUUUUGACAUAAAUUUGCAGGUCAGGGUCUUUUUGUCUGGAACUAGAUGGAAAUGAGAGAAUUAUUUACUUAUCAAAAUCUAGGAUUUAAUUUUUUAAACCUGGGGGCACAAACCACUGUUUUUUAUCCCUGAUUUAAAAGUAGUUUAUUACUCUUACAUCGGGGUUCAAAGGGAAGGGUAGGGUUAUGCACAAUAUCCUUUCUACGCUUCUACAAAUAAUAGCAAAUACAACAUAUUUUGAUUUAUGAAUUAGUAAAUCACAUCUUUCAGGCCAACAGUCCUAGAAGAGAACAUACAUUCUACAUUAGAUUAGUUUCUUGUGAACCAUAUUGAAUAAUUGAUAAUUCAACAUGUGAUAAUAGACCAGUGGUUCUCAACCUUCCAAAUGUUGCAACCCUUUAAUACAGUUCCUCAUGUUGUGGCAACCCCAAACACAAAAUUAUUUUCAUUUGCUCUUCAUAACUGUAGAGUAUAUGUGUUUUCCGAUGGUCUUAGGCAACUCCUGGGAAAGGGUCUUUCGACUCCCCCCAAAGUGGUCGCGACCCACAUUACUGCUGUAAUGGACUGAUGUCCAAAUUUCUACUAUAGCUUAGAAAUAAACUGUAAAAUAUGUCUAGGCUGUCUGCAUAGCUCUAAAUGAAAUUUCUCUUGAAAUUGAAAUUUCUCUUGAAAUUGAAAUUUCUCUUUUUGUAGCUUAGCCAGCAAUGGGGACCCUUUUACAAAACUAAAAAUAGCCAUAAACAAAAUGAAUUUGCUCUCUCCCAGAUUGAAAGUAACCAAAAAAAAAAAAAGACCUUCAUACAGAUAGCCGCAUUCCUUAUAUUUACUAUUUUAUUUUUAUUUUAUCUUAAAUUAAUUUGACAUGAAAAAUUUAAAUUUCUCUUUUUGUAGCUUAGCCAGCAAUGGGGACCCUUUUACAAAACUAAAAAUAGCCAAAAACAAAAUGAAUUUGCUCUCUCCCAGAUUGAAAGUAACCAAAAAAAAAAAGACCUUCAUACAGAUAGCCGCAUUCCUUAUAUUUACUAUGUUAUUUUUAUUUUAUCUUAAAUUAAUUUGACAUGAAAAAUUUCAUUCCAGCAUUUUCCCUUAUCAUUUCAAGUCUUCACCUAUGGUACAGUACCUUUGAAUUAUGAAAUUAAAUUAUUGAAAAUUAUCAAAUAUCAUUCAUCUUUAUUUGAUCCCUUCCAAAUUUAGAUACACAAAGAUGGGUUUUGCUGGUAACACAGAGCCACAGUUUAUCAUUCCAUCAGCAAUUGCUAUCAAAGAGUCGGCCAGUGUGGGAGAUCAGUCUCAGAAAAGGCUUGGAAAAGGAGUUGAAGAUCUAGACUUUUACAUUGGAGAUGAAGCCAUAAAUCAGCCUUCAUAUGCUACAAAGGUAGUUAGAAUAUUUUAUGUUUGGUUCAUGAUAGAAGUAUGCAGUUUCAGCAUAAAUGAUUGUUAUGGAUAUUUUCAGAACAAUAAUUCUAGGACUCCCUCGAGUGACUAUUAAUUUUUUUUUAAACCCAGCACAAACCUAUGUUUGCUUAAAGUGAGCUUAACUACCUAGUUAAAAGGACACAAUUCCGUUUCAAAUCUACAUCUUAAUUUAAAAAUAAAUAAAGGAAAUGUAAAAAAUGCAUUGCUACCUGUGUUUAAACCUUUCCAGACGAGUGUAUGGUAGUUUAGCUGCCAAGGGUUUUAAGAGGGCAUCAUGUAUUUCAAAUGACACGACAUACCACCACCUGUCAUAUUUAUGUGCAUAUGGUCAUUAAGGAGGGUGCGGUCAUUUGACUUAGUAUUCCGAAAAAAAACAACCCUUUUAUUCCUCAGUGGCCAAUUCGACAUGGCAUCAUUGAAGAUUGGGACUUGAUGGAGAGAUUUUACGAACAGGCAAUAUUCAAAUACCUCAGGGCAGAGCCAGAAGACCAUUACUUUUUGUUGGUAAAUAUGUUUCUAAUUAUACGUAAUACCAACUGAUUUGGCUGUAUACUUUUUUUUAUCGACACACAUCUCAGUAAUUUCAUUUAUGCUGAAGAUUCAUUUUUUUCACAUAACAUUUUGUCAGAAAAAUGCUCUACACUUUUAACACAAAUCAGCCUAAUCCAGUUGCCUCCUAUGCUGACACUAUUCAAAACCAGAAAGUCAUGAGUACCGGUAUCGAGGCUAGUGGAUCUUUUUGUAAAAUAUUUUGACUGGCUAAUUUUGUACAGUUUAGAGUUUGACAUUCAAGAAAUUACCCAACCAAAGAAUCGGUGGGGCAAAAAUGAUUUGACCAGCAUGAAGCCACCAUAAAGGAUGGAUUAACCCUUUUCCAUUAAGACAUGUCACAAUAUGGAUUUUUAUGCUUUUAUUUUUUCUGAACCAAACAAUAAUAAACACUUGGUUAUUUCCUUUUAAUGUGACAUUUACUGAGUAAAUAAUUCUGGGCAGCUGGUUUAAUUUGGUUAAUAAAACAAUUCCUAAGGUUUCCUUUUUUUUUUGAAAACUGGUGAUUUAUUCUUUUUGGUGCAUUCCUCUUUUCAGACAGAGCCACCUCUGAACACCCCAGAAAACAGAGAAUACACUGCUGAAAUCAUGUUUGAGUCUUUCAACAUUCCAGGCCUCUACAUCGCUGUACAGGUAGGUAAAUUAAAUGUACUUUUAUUAUGAAUCUUCAAAUGUGCCACCAAAUUUUAUUCUGGCGGUGUACUGCAAUAUAUUUUUUUAGUGUCAAUCAUAUUUAUUUUACUAUUUAAUGUCUCAUGGAAUUGAAUACUUUGUAAUGCAGCACUCCCGCUUUUAAAACUGUAAAAUUUAAAGCCACUGCUGUAAUGGUAGGAAUCUAUAAGUAGUGUAUUGAGACAUUUGAGCGAUAAAUCUAUAAAUACCCUUUACUUUAAAUGUGUAUUCCUCAUUUUAUCAUGGUCUUGAUACAAUAUAUAUAUAAUUUUUUUAGGCAGUUCUAGCACUAGCAGCAUCAUGGACAUCACGCCAAGUAGGGGACAGAACUCUGACAGGGACAGUAAUUGACUCUGGUGACGGAGUUACUCACGUCAUACCUGUAGUAAGUUUACUCCUUCUCUUUAUUCUGGUUGUUCUGGACAGAAACAGCUUCCUAUACUACCACACUGUAUAAAUCUUUUUAAUUGGUGCUUUUUUGGUCCAGAGUGGUGAGGGUGAUGGACAGUCAGUAAUCGCACUGGUGACCAAUGUAAAAUUUGAUAACCAGGGUUUAGUUUUCUUUUUUCAAUCUGGCUUAUUGUUUUUAUCAGUUGCAGACUAGGGAUAAAAGGCUUGUGGACCACCACUUUGAGAAGCACUGUAUAAGAACCCCAAAUUAGUAUAAUAUUGUGGAAGGUUUACUCAGGGUGCUAUGAUAAUUUGCGACCUCAAACCCUAUUACAAAAUCUUAAAAAAUGUGAAAGUUGAUUAUGAGCGAGCAGCUUUGAUUUUUUUAAUGUAAAUUAACAGAUAACAAACAGAACAUUUUCAUGUUUGUUUUUUCAUGUCUUGCUAUUCCUCCGUUUAAGUGGGAGUCAUAGCUGUACUUUUUGUGUGCUUUCAUUUCCUUUGCAAUAUUAGAGGUUUACAGUGGAAAUCUACAUGAACACAUAUCAACCAUGAUCAAACUGUGCACAGAGUUGUAAGUGCACUGAUGCAAUGUUUCAGUAUAAUGUGAAUCUGUAAUGUUACUGUCUAAUUGUCUUGUUCUUUCAAGAAAAUUUAAUUGAAACCAUCAUCAUGUCCUGAACUUUUGAUUUUUUUUUAUCUUAGGCUGAAGGCUAUGUUAUUGGCAGCUGUAUCAAGCACAUCCCCAUCGCUGGGCGAGACAUCACAUAUUUCAUUCAACAGCUGCUGAGAGAGAGGGAAGUUGGCAUUCCCCCAGAGCAGUCACUGGAAACUGCGAAGGCUAUCAAGGUAAGUAGACAACAAAGCUAUCAAGGUAAUGAGAUAAAAAAGCCAUCAAGGUAAGGAGAUAACAAAGCCAUCAAGGUAAUGAAAUAACAAAUCUAUCAAGGUAAUCAGACAACAAAGCUAUCAAGUUAAAGUAAAGAAGCAACAUAUACACAACAAUCCAUUUUAUACUCUCAUUUGACAUAGUUAAUAUUUAUAUCUAAAUAAUUUUGCUGCAAACAUUUUUCAUUUAAUUCAGAUUAUACUUCAAUUAUGAUUGACUUUUAAUAAAUAUCCACAGGAGCGCUUUAGUUAUGUAUGCCCUGACAUUGCUAAAGAAUUCGCCAAGUAUGAUGCUGACCCAGCAAAGUGGGUCAAGAAAUUUGAAGGUAUCAACGCUGUCUCCAAAAACCCUUUCACUGUUGAUGUAGGAUACGAGAGAUUUUUGGGUCCAGAGAUUUUCUUCCACCCUGAGGUGAGGAAUGCAUUCAGUAGUAAUAUCUUAAGCAUUUUCCAUAUAUUGUAGAUAAAAACAGAGCAUCAUCUAGCUCUUUAAUUUUAAAUAAAAAUGUCCAACAUAGUUAACAAAUUUCUUUAUUCAAAGAAUGUGUCAUUUCCUAAUUUGAAUAGAUAUCUCCCUUCUUUUUUUUUUUUUUUUCAAAAAGGCAUUUGUUUUUUUUUUUUUUUUUGCAAAAAGGCAAUUGUUUUCAACUGGUGUGUCAUGAACAUUCAUAAGUGUGUCAAAAAAUUAAAAAAAAAAAAACAGUUAUAAAAAUCCUUGUAAAUAAUAGUUUUUAAAAGUAAGAUGACAGUAAUUUAAUUAAUUCGUCUUGUUAUAAAUAUUUUUAGUUUAGUAAUCAGUUUGUUGUGUUUGGUUGUAUAAAAAAAUUACAUCAAAGGAAAUUUCUUCCAUAUUGAUAUUAAGUGUUGAUGUCUCUCUGUUCAUUUACUUAACUGUCUCUGUUUGCUUAUCAUUGAUUCAUCUUUAUAUUUUGUAUUUACAUUGUUAAAAAAUUGUGGCCUUGUUUUGGGGGAUUGAUGAUGUGGAAUACAUUUUGUACUCAGUAUUUAUUAUCUUCGUUUACGAACUAAUUCAAUGGAGUUAAAUUUUUUUUAAAUUUAUUUUUCAGUUUUGCAAUCCUGAUUUUGAGCUCCCCAUAUCAGAGGUUGUUGAUGAUGUUGUCCAGAAUUGUCCCAUUGAUGUCAGGAGAGGACUUUAUAAAGUAACUUCCACUUGCAGUUUUUGCUUUGUUGUUUUUUCUGUUUGGUAAUAGUUAAAUAGCACAACGAUUAAAUACUCUGGGGGGAAAAAGGAGGGGUGGAUGAUUUUGUAGUGCUGCAGUAAUAAAAAAAAAACCACUUAAUUCAUUUUUUGUCGCAUGCGGAAGUCGUCUAUUUCAAUUUAUAUGCAACCAUUAGGUUUUAUGUCUCAUAUCAAGGUCAUUAAAAAGUAUAUGGCUGGUGGUGAAAAUACUGGAUUAUUACUCUUCAAGAACAGCUCAGAUUUCUUACUUGGCUCAUGAGUUUAUUAAACUUUCUUAACAGCCCAACGGCAAGAACAACCUCAGAAAAAAAUGGUUAUGAGACAGACAUACCAAUUUUUUAUUUUUGCCUAAAUAUAUACAGCAUGUCUUUGAUUUUGAUUUUGAUGAAUGUUUUCUUGUUUUACUUGUGAGCAAGAGAUAAUUAUGUAAUUGUCAUUGAAUUAUCAGAACAUUGUCCUGUCUGGAGGUUCAACCAUGUUCAGGGAUUUCGGGCGAAAGAUCCAGCGUGAUGUUAAACGCAUUGUGGAUGCACGUCUUAAAGUCAGCGAGGACCUCAGUGCUGGACGGAUCAAGGUGAAACUUUUUCUUAUCCAUUACAAAAAUUUAAAUAAAAUUUGAGAACAGUUAAUAAAAAUAAAAUAUCAAUUGACUUGUUUGAUAGAACCUAGUUUCCUACUAAUCUUUUAGAUGAUAUUUUAAUUUUUAUGUUCAUGAAUUUUCUUUGGUUAGCCAAGCUAAGACUGACAUCAUUAUAGAUUUAAAUUAAAAAUAUAUCUAAAAAUUAGAAUCUUAUUUCUGUUGUUAUUUAGAUUAGAUUAAUGAUGUGAAUCUUGAAGAGCUUGAUAGACACUGAGCAAAUGAAAAAAAUAUUAUGAGAAUCAAAUUUCAUUUCUCACCAUCACGACUUGUUAAAGUGACUUCCAAUAUUUGCUUUAUAAAUAUUUCUUUUUAUUUUAGCCCAAGCCAAUUGAUGUGAAUGUAAUCACUCAUCACAUGCAACGCUAUGCUGUGUGGUUUGGUGGCUCCAUGCUUGCAUCCACAGUAAGAUCCAUUAACCUUUUGUUAUUUAUUAAUUAAUGCUCUUCUGCAUCAAAUUAUUAGAGGUCACAAUAAAAUUACCUCUCUAUAAUUUUUAUUGCAAACUCUACUUGUCAAACUUUCUUUUUAUAAAAUAAAGGCAUUAUAUUUGACAAGUUAAUAUUAUGUUUGGACAUUUUUUUUAAAGUUUAAAGGAAUCAGUUCACAUCAAUAUCUGAACUGAUAAAUGGAAAUCGAACUGUAGAAUUUGACAUGGCAACUUGAUGAUUUUCACAAUUUAGCCUGCAAACAUUAAGUUUCUGAAUUAAAUUUUUGGCACCAGAUAUGAACUUGUCUGUAAACUCAAAGAAUUUUAAAAAAAAAUUUUUUUGUAUUGAUUUGAUUCAGCCUUAAAUUACUGUAAAUAAUAAUCCUACCUAUUUGACUUUUAUCUCCAGCCCGAGUUCUACCAAGUGUGCCACACGAAGGCUGAUUAUGAUGAACACGGCCCCAGCAUAUGCCGCCACAAUCCUGUAUUUGGAAUUAUGGCAUAGAUGAUAAUAGUCUUUAUUUUCAUAUUUGAACUUCACCGAACGAAAGAUGGAGAUGCUGGAAGGACACUUAAUCAUUUAAAAAUCAGCUGAUGUUGACUGUUUUAAAUAAAUAAAAUUGCAGUUACUUUUUUGGGGGCUGGUGUCACCUCAACUUUGAACCAUGGGUUACAUGUUAUUUUUUUGUUUUAUCUGAGCUUGUACUGUCACAUUCAGGAAACAAAAUCUAUUUCAGUGUUUUAAGAACUUUUUUAUUUUUCCCACUUCUUCUGUACUGUUAAUGGAGCUAGCCAUUCAGUCUUCAAAUAGCUCUGUUAUAAAUGACCCUUCAAGGAUUAUAUAAGCCUGUUAUUUACCAAUUCAAAAUCAUCAUAUGACACAUAUUUUGCUUGAUAAUUUCUUGAGGCUGUGUUUACUCUAUACAAUUUAUCAGAUGCUAUUAUUUUACAUAAACUUAUAUGACUGAUCUCCCUUCUGUGUGUAGACAUAGAAUUUCGUAGUAGCUUCCCUUUCAUCAAAAUUUAUCCUGUCAUUAGGAUAUAAAAUAUAACUGUACCUAAUUAAGCUCAGAAUCUGUACAUGUUGGCCUAUCUGUUUGGAUGCUUACAAUGAAACAUUUCCUAUUUAACUUAUUCGGAUCCUCAAACUGUGUUUCAGUGCAUCUGUUAACAUGAUCCUCCAACUGUAUAACAUGUAUCAAGAGGGCGAUGAACUAGUGUGAAUGCCCAGUGAAGACUGUACUUGUAAAUGUACCACUACCUGUUAAAUAGCCAACUUUUAAUAUAGCAUUUCUAAUGCUUUCAUUCUGCAUCUCUGAAAAUGUUAACAUUUUUUCAACAAAAAGCUAUAUAAUAAAAAAUAAGUUAAAAAACUUUUGCCAAGUGCGAUUGUUGUGUGCUUUUAUUAUCUUUUUUUUUGUGGCUGUUUA
Lymnaea stagnalis (great pond snail) is the source of this 10051-nucleotide messenger RNA. NCBI's taxonomy places the organism in Eukaryota, Metazoa, Mollusca, Gastropoda, Lymnaeidae. The record is from the annotation of a GenBank genome assembly.